This is a messenger RNA of Orbicella faveolata, 1749 nucleotides long. RefSeq lists its product as uncharacterized. NCBI's taxonomy places the organism in Eukaryota, Metazoa, Cnidaria, Anthozoa, Scleractinia, Merulinidae. The record is from RefSeq and is a predicted model, not a curated record.
CACUGUCAGUUUUGCUUUUUUGUGCUAAUGUUGACGUAAUAAAAUAUCGAAAAACACUGACGUUUACCUUUGAGCGCGCGUAGAUUACCUCCUCAGCGCCCGUGCGAUCGUAAAACUAUAGGGAGGUUUGUGACUUUUAAUGCUGACCCCUCACUUUUUUGCAGCCAAACUUUGCUAGCUCUGACACUGCUUAAUAUCUUAGCGACAGAAGUCAUCGGGACUACAAAACCCGUCCUUCCAAGCAUAUAUCCCCCAAGGACCACAGGGAGCAGAGGAGUCCUAUUUUACUGUAUUUCCAGUUAAAUUCACCGUACUAUUGUAGCGCAAAACGAUCCGUUGUUGAUUCAAAUCACUGUACGUGAUCAAACUGUAAACAUGCGAUCGCGUGACGGACAAGCAGGACUACUCUGCCCCCAGUGCAAUUCAGUUCAAGGAGUUAUUGCAAAAUAAUUUUAGAUCCUGUUUGUUUUGCCCAUCAUCUUGUCGUUUCUUAAUUUCAGUCUCUUAAUAGCACAAACUCGACAAUGGAAGGAUACCUCCCCCGAUCUUGUUUGGACUACCUUCAGCAAGGCAUCCUUCAAAGCGGCUUCUACCUGCUUUGCGACGACGACGGCCAGCUUUACACGGUGUUUUGUGACCUCUCAAGCGAGCGGGCUCAGCUUGGACUCUAGUCAUAUCCUGGAUGACUGCGAAAUACAAGGAAUUGCCUUAUUUUAAAAACAGGGCAUUUUUUGAAGAUGCUCCCAUCAACGAGGACAGUCCAAACUUUCGGAUCUACCGCCAGACUUUAGGGCGAAUGAACAGCAUCGGGGAACACUCCACCCAUUGGCGCGCUACCUGCAACGUCCGACAAAACCCGUCAAUAAUCGAUUACCAAGAUUUCCUCAGGGGGAAAUUCAGCGACUUCGACAUCAUCUAUUAUGAAGGUGGUGGAUCGGAUUGCCAAACUGUAGAGUUUGUAAACAUUCUUGGAAAUGUUAGUGGAAGUGGCACUACAGUUGGAUUUUGGCAGUCUUCUGGCAGCUACUUUCUUCACAUCGACAGCUCUGAUACUGGCUGUGAAUUUCUUCCCUUAGCAGACCCAAGAGUUGACUACUUCGGUUACUAUGGAGAUGGAAUGAGCUCUGAAUUCAGUUGUUCUCAAUAUGACUAUUCUACAACCCAGUGGUGGUUUGGCGGAUACUUAGAAGAAAAGUGAUCUGCAGUAGCGGAAUCACUGUUUUCUUGGCCAUACCGCUUGCAUGAAUAAGUAAAAGUUCAAUGGGGACUGUCAGUGAUUACUACGAGUACUUCCGCUUUCGCUUAGCUCGCCGUGCGUGACGCAAAAGAAAACGGCAAGGAAAACAAUGACCGCGCGAAAUCCUGCGUAGGGUUAUUUUUUUUUCUCGCGGCUAGGUUUACGUUCGGCGGACUAAGCGAAAGUGGCCGUUGUCAGAAAUUGACAAAUUAUUACUGUAUUGUAGUUUUUGUGGAUCUGUUAGAAUAGAGAGGUGGUAUUGUAAAAGCAUGCUAAAUUGAAACAGAAACCCCUUAAACAGCGUACCUAUUUUAAACCAAUGACGUCACAGAAGUUGUAAUGUUCUUGGCAGCCUUGCAGAUUUUGCUAGCAAAAAUGAGCUUUUUGCAGUUUUGUUAAUCAGCACAACUAGCUGAAAAGAGCAUAUUUUGAACAUUUUACUCUUUAGGGGCUUAAAACUAGCCCAGCAACCUACUGAACAACCAUUUAUUAAUAAAUUAUGAUCGGCUCUA